GGAAAUUGCUGAAAAACACCGCACGCGAAUUAGUGCGGUUCAAUGUACUCGAAAUUAUCUGAACAUAGCUAAGGAUAAUGAUCGACACGCAAUAGAUGGUCAGUUCAUGCGACACAACAGUCAAAAAAUACGCUGCCCUUCGGGCUCGUUAUUGCGCUCGUCUCGCGCGGAGUUGCUUCUUCCCGAGGAAGAAGAUUCCGACAAGCACGGCUAACGCAGUAUGAAAUACCGCUACACGGAUGAUCCCUGUAUUAGCCGCGUAGCGUGCGCUCGCACCUGAACUCCGCUGCCGCCGGUGGCGACACGGUUGAGCGCCACUGGUGCUUUCUCGUACCUGCGGGUACGACCGUGACGCACACCUGUGCGCCCGUCCCAUGCGGCCACGUUGUAUACGUGCAUACACACAUACAGGUACACACACAUACGAAUACGCGCGCAUACGCAUACACUGUUGUACGUGGUGCACGGGCAUUUCGCAGUCGCGGAAGGCGCAUGCGCGCUCACCGUGGCUCCAAUCGGAUCCGAUCGUUUCCUUCGCUUUCGCGUCGCGUCGCGUCGCGUCGCCUCGCGACUCCUCGCCCGUGGCUACGUUCAGUUCGGCCGAUCGCUCCCGCACCGUUAGCUCCGAUCGCUGUGAUUCUCCUUGCGGGUCUCCCGACUAUCUGCCGUCCUCUUCUAUCCAUCUCUCCGGCCGUCGUCGGACAGCCGCGAGUAACGUCGUGUCGCACGUUAUUCACAACGUAACGUCGCGUCGCGUCGCGUCGGUCUCCUCUCUUUCCCUGGUGCCAGCACAGGUGUUGGUAGAGUUCAGUGGCUGACAGGGAUACAUCAUCGCCACCGAGGCGAUAUCACCUAUUCUCUUCGUAGUUUCGCCGGAACUUGUAUCGCGUCGCUCAGUAUCGACGAAGGGACGACGGAAGGUGAAGAGCGGUGAAUGAGAGCUCCUCCACAUCGCGAAUCCCGGCUGAUGCACGGCCGGCGAGCAAACUGGAACGAUAACGAAGGAUGGUGAGCUCUCGUACGCCCGGUGUCAACAACGUCACGGCUGCUAAUAACGCGGCUAAUAACGAGGCCGACGACGUGUCCUCGUCGCCCGAUAGCACCGACGUCGGCGUCGGGCUCGGCGAGGACGAGAGUCGUGUGAACGGCGUCCCUGAGAACGGCGGAGACGGCGGUGUACGCGGCGGCGGUAGCAACGGUGACGGUGACGGUGACGGUGACAGUGGUGGCAGCGGCGGCGACGGCAGUGCCAACGUCGGAUGGAGUCAGAGCGGCCCGCCGUCGCUCUCGAUGUCGGUCGACCUGCACAACCUCGUGACGAGCACGAAUCAUCAAGACUCCGGCCGAUACUCGGUGAGUCCGGAUCACGCCGGCGGCGCGACGCCCGCCGCAGCAGUUGUCAAGAUCGGCUGCUACGACGAGGAGGAGAGCUACGAAGGCUUCGGUUCCGUCGAGGGCGACGCCGACGACGGCCCGGAUUCACCGGGUGGUAGCAGUUCCGCACCAUCGCCCACUGGCACCAGUUCCCGCAGAAAUCCGAGGAGCCCAAACUCCACCGUCGGGAGACAUUCUUGGCUUCGUAGCUCAUUGCGGAGAACGCCACCUUGCUCGGGAAGGAAGAGGCUGAGCUCGAACGCGUUAGCGAGCCAGCUCUAUCGCAGUGGCAGCUUCAACAGCUCAGGGAUGGGCUCAAACUACGAUGCUGCGGACGACGUGUACAGUGACGUAUCCUUGGAGGACGUGAUGGAUCUCAGCCACAAAGUUCAAAUGAUUCAAGAGCAGAUGCAUGCCUUGGUGGACACUAAGUCGGUCGGCGAGGAGAGGUACGCUCGAGCGAAGCAGGAGAAUGCGACGUUGCAGGCGCGCAUACUGAUGCUCGAGGAAGCGGCCAAAGAUGCGGAAACGAGAGCUGAGGAGAGGCUUCAAGCUGAGCAACGGAGGCAUCGCGAAUGGGCGUGCCGUUUGGAACGCGAACGUCAGUUACAACUGGAGAACUACGCGAUCAAGCUGCAAGCGGUGGAGCUGGACAGCUCCAGCUUGCGGGAUGAGAUCGCGCGAGUCCGCGAGCAGCUGGAGAGAGCGCGGGCAGAUAAGACGCGACUCGAGAACGAUCUUCAAGAGGCCAGGAGGGAAGCGGACGCUGCGCGCGAAAGUGAACGCCACGCGGUGAGCCGAGCGAACGAGGCUCAUCAUCUGCUCGAAGCCAUGAGAGAGGAACUUUCGUUGCACGUCGAGGAUCAGCAGAGGCUCGAGGAAUUGGUGCAGCAGGUGGCGCAGCUUCAAGCUCGCAAUAAGAAUUUGGAAGAAUCUCGGGACGAACUGCAAGCCGCGGCCGCGUUGCAGGCAGGUCGUGAACUCUUAAUGUUGAAUCCUUGCAACAGUAACGCUGAGAAGGGGCCUAGUCUCGCCGUGGAGCUGUUAGCCGGCAUGAAUCCAGAUCAGAUAGACGGACAAAGAUUCGGGGAAUUCGGCGAACCGUACACGAUGGCUGAGGUGAAGCAGGCAUUGAAGGAGCAACAAGAAGUGAACACACAGUUGAGAACAUACAUCGACGGGAUCCUGUUGAACAUUGUGGAGAAUUAUCCCCAAUUGUUAGAGGUGAAACAAACACACUGAAACAUAGUGCAUAUAGAGUCUAAUAUCCUCGAGGCGGUCGUACGUUAACUCUCUUCAUCAGGCCGACAGAAGAGCUGCCGAAAAAGCUGCUUAGUGAACACUCUCGGCCAAUAUACAAUUGUAUUUUAUAUAACAAAGUUUUUUAACGCAAAAUUCUCUCAGUGCGGAAGAGAGUGCAUUGAAUCCGCCCGCGAGGUGGGGAGUGAAUUUUAACCGGAAGCCAUUUGCUGCUUGAUGAAAUGACAAUUUGACUCUUGGGCGGUGCGAGAGAGCCCGGGGGACGUCGAGAGGACGUCUAAUGAACUCGGUCGUCCUCUAGACUUCUUUCCUGCUGACGUCCCGUGUAUUCUCGCGUCGAUCAGGAUCGAAAUGUGUACUCGUUUUAAAAUCCGCCCGAGGUCGUUGAGCCUCGGAUGGAUUGUUUAGAAAAGUGAUGCUACUGCAGUCAUGUGUAACACGGUUACAAGAGGAAGAGGGGGAGGAAGAUUUCCAACCCGUUCGGUUUCGUUCCGUAAGACGAGCUUUGCGCUCCUUUACGUAUGUAGAUACAUACAAACACACAUAGUUCGCUCCAACCGAUUCGUGCCGACUCAACCACUGCCGCAAUCGUUAGUUUUACAGCGAGUUAACGUGUAUUUGUCGUUACCAGGACGGUGAGAGCGAAUCUCGAUUACGUUACGUUUUCUCUCGAUUGUUAUCGCCGUCGAAUAGCUUGUACGAGAGUUACCUAAGUGAAUACGACAUGCGAUAUGUGACAACGGGGUUUACAUGACUGUGCUAUGUGUCACGAGAGCUGUGAUGCGUUAGAGUACCUUUUAAAUUAAAAAAUUUAGCGUCGCAAUAUAUACACAUACAUACGAGAUAUACGACAUACACACACACACAUGAAACCUAACCAAGACAUAUACCUAUAAUUAUAUAGGUGGAAAUCGUGUACUCUAGAUCUUUAUACCGAAAGUUAGUAAAAUUCUAAUUAAAUGGUUA
Messenger RNA from Harpegnathos saltator (Jerdon's jumping ant), 3600 nucleotides. It is a transcript of the gene nuf, whose product is annotated as rab11 family-interacting protein nuf. The record is from RefSeq and is a predicted model, not a curated record. The coding region runs from base 1006 to 2616 and encodes 536 amino acids. Gene Ontology annotation, biological process: regulation of cytokinesis; endocytic recycling. The transcript has 10 exons. NCBI's taxonomy places the organism in Eukaryota, Metazoa, Arthropoda, Insecta, Hymenoptera, Formicidae. Gene Ontology annotation, cellular component: endocytic vesicle; midbody; recycling endosome membrane.